Messenger RNA from Closterium sp. NIES-67, 1264 nucleotides. NCBI's taxonomy places the organism in Eukaryota, Viridiplantae, Streptophyta, Zygnematophyceae, Desmidiales, Closteriaceae. The record is from the annotation of a GenBank genome assembly.
AGUCCUGGUCACCACAUUUCGUGCAGCUCGGUCCCUCCCCACUCUUGGUAUUUCAUGGCUGUCAGAGCUCCUACUGCAGCCAUUUCCGUUCUCCGCUCAUCAGCAUUUUCGCGUUUUUUCUCCACUCGAGCACCGCUUGGAGCAGCCCACCUCUCCCUUCCGCUCGUGGCGUAUAAUCCCGUGCCCGGUCCCUCAUCCCCUGCUUCCCUUGUCCCAUCACGCAACGACUUCCCUUCGCGUAGAGCGACUGAUCCGCCGUUUCAACCCGGAAUCACACUCCAGAAUCCACAGCUAUCUCUCGCUGCCUCCCCUCUAAACUUAUCGUCUAGCCUCGCACGCCUCGCGAGUUCUAGGACUUGCAAGGCGUCACCUGUGUCAUCAUCCCUCUCGGUGCUCAGCCACGAAAAGGCUGUUGUCCGCGGCAUGGCUACCACAGCAACGACGCAGGGAGCGGCAGGUGCAUUGGAGGAUAAAAUGGAUGCGGUGCAGCAGCGACUCAUGUUCGACGACGAGUGCAUUCUCGUGGAUGAGGAGGACAAGGUGGUGGGCCACGCCAAUAAGUACACGUGCCACAUUAUGGAGAACAUCGAUAAGGGCACAGCGCGCCACCGCGCCUUCAGCGUGUUCCUCUUCGACUCGCAGCACCGCCUGCUGCUCCAGCAACGUGCAGCGUGCAAGGUGACGUUCCCCCUGGUGUGGACCAACACGUGCUGCAGCCACCCGCUGUACCGCCCAGACGAGAUGGAGGAGGCGAACGUACAGGGCGUGCGGGUGGCGGCGCGGCGCAAGCUGGAGGACGAGCUGGGCAUCGACCCUGAUACCGUGGAUGUGAAGGCGUUCACGUGCCUUGGGCGCAUGCACUACAAGGCCCCCUCCGAUGGGAAAUGGGGCGAGCAUGAGAUUGACUACCUCCUGGUGCUGAAGGCUGACCUGAAGGCCACCCCAAACCCUAACGAGGUGGCUGCUGUGAGAUUCGUGGACCGGGAGGAGUUGAAGGAGCUGGUGCGCAAGGCGGACAAUAAGGAGGAUGGAGUGGUCCUGUCGCCGUGGUUCCGCCUUGUAGUGGACCGGUUCCUGCCUGCCUGGUGGGACCAUUUAGAUGCUGGCACAUUGUCAGAGGUGGUUGAUAUGGAAAAGAUUCACCAUUUAUAGAAGCUUCUGAUUGUUUUUUUUUUUUUUUUUUUUUUUUUGUAUGCUGCGUUUCUUGUAGCACAUUACCUCUUGUAAGGGCUGAAAAUGUACUUAACAAAUGUGAGAUUCUUUA